Diorhabda carinulata is the source of this 6470-nucleotide messenger RNA. It is a transcript of the gene AP-1gamma, whose product is annotated as AP-1 complex subunit gamma-1. Bases 433 to 3027 code for a protein of 864 amino acids. Gene Ontology annotation, cellular component: membrane coat; AP-1 adaptor complex; Golgi apparatus. Gene Ontology annotation, molecular function: clathrin-cargo adaptor activity. Gene Ontology annotation, biological process: intracellular protein transport; Golgi to vacuole transport; receptor-mediated endocytosis. NCBI's taxonomy places the organism in Eukaryota, Metazoa, Arthropoda, Insecta, Coleoptera, Chrysomelidae. The transcript has 15 exons. The record is from RefSeq and is a predicted model, not a curated record.
CGAAACUUGUGACGUCACAAUACCGGCCAUAUUGCCAAUACCGAAUGUCAAAUCAAUGGGAUGGUCUAAAAAACAAACUUAUUAUUUAUAUUAAUUUUAAGAAAGAAUUUUAGUUUUUAUAUGGUGAUUGAACUGUUGUUGGGUAGUUUAAAGGGGUAAAUUGUAUUGUUUUUAGUUAUUAGUAGAAUUUUUUAACGUCAGCUGUCAAUUCUUAAGGUGUUGAAAAACAGGUGAAUUUGUUCAGGCCAGAAAUUUAUCAGUGAAUUUAAUACCAUACUAAUUAUCGUUGUGAAUAAUUGUGUUUUUAAAUAUCCUUAGCGUUGAUUGAAUUUUUAAUUCAGUUUGAAAUGGACAUUCAAUUAAAAUAAAGUGUGUUAUUAACAGAUUUUAACCUGAUUUUCUCGUAUUGUGAAAAGAGUAAAAACAUCAAACAUGAAUGCCUCUGACCAUGGAUUUAAUCCCGCAUUUAACAUGGCCACUAUUAAACAGGUUGUUAAUGAGGCUAUUGAAAGAGUUCGAAUGCCGACUCCAAUGCGACUUAGAGAUUUAAUUCGACAAAUUAGAGCUGCAAGAACUGCAGCAGAAGAACGUAGUGUAGUUAACAAAGAAUGUGCCUACAUUAGAUCAACAUUUAGAGAGGAAGAUUCAGUAUGGAGAUGUCGAAAUAUUGCCAAGCUGUUGUACAUUCACAUGUUGGGAUAUCCAGCACACUUUGGCCAAUUAGAAUGUUUAAAAUUGAUAGCUAGUUCUAGAUUUACUGACAAGAGGAUAGGUUAUUUGGGUGCUAUGCUUUUACUAGACGAACGUCAAGAUGUACAUUUGUUGAUAACCAAUUGCCUUAAAAAUGACUUGAAUUCAGCUACACAAUUUGUUGUUGGACUAGCACUAUGCACUUUGGGAGCCAUCGCUUCUCCAGAAAUGGCUAGAGAUUUAGCGGGAGAGAUAGAGAGAUUAAUGAAAUCGCCCAACGCCUACAUUCGUAAAAAGGCAGCUUUAUGUGCAUUCCGUAUUAUAAAAAGAGUGCCUGAAUUGAUGGAAAUUUUUCUACCGGCUACAAGGAGUUUACUAUCUGAAAAAAAUCACGGUGUUUUAAUAACUGGUGUUACAUUAAUAACAGAAAUGUGUGAAAAUAGUCCCGAUACUUUGAAUCAUUUCAAAAAGAUAGUGCCAAAUCUAGUGAGGAUAUUGAAAAAUCUGAUUUUGGCAGGAUAUUCACCAGAACAUGAUGUAUCCGGUGUAAGCGAUCCAUUUCUUCAGGUGAAAAUAUUAAAGCUUCUUCGAGUAUUGGGAAUCAAUGAUGCCGAUGCCUCAGAAGCUAUGAAUGAUAUUCUAGCACAAGUCGCAACGAAUACGGAAACCAGUAAAAAUGUUGGAAAUACUAUUUUGUAUGAAACUGUUUUAUCCAUUAUGGACAUAAAAUCUGAAAGUGGUCUAAGAGUUUUAGCUGUAAACAUCCUCGGUAGAUUCCUGCUGAAUAAUGAUAAGAAUAUUCGAUAUGUUGCUUUGAAUACCCUUUUAAGAACUGUGCAUGUAGAUACCUCUGCAGUCCAAAGGCAUCGAACAACCAUAUUAGAAUGUCUAAAAGAUCCCGAUGUUUCAAUAAGAAAAAGAGCAAUGGAAUUAUCUUUCGCUUUGGUCAAUUCUCAAAAUAUCAGAACUAUGAUGAAAGAACUUUUGACUUUUCUAGAAAAGACCGAUCCCGAAUUUAAAGCUCAGUGUUCAAGUUCUAUAGUUAUGGCAGCGGAAAAGUACGCGCCUAAUAAGAGAUGGCAUUUGGAUACUCUACUGAAAGUAUUGAUAGCAGCUGGUAACUACGUUCGUGACGAUGUAAUAACAUCAACUAUCCAGUUGAUUUCUGAAAGUACUAGUCAACAGGCCUACGUCAGUUUGCAAUUGUACAAAGCAUUGUCGGAGGAUCUCUUUAAUAAGCAACCUCUAACUCAAGUUGCGGUUUGGGCAAUAGGGGAAUUUGGAGAUUUGUUAUUACAAGCAUCUCCCGAUGAAGAUAACAUUGUUGUUCCUCCAACAGAGGAAGAAGUUAUAGAUGUUUAUCAGAAAUUGUUGUGGUCACCUCAGAAUACAGUUAUGACGAAACAAUAUACUCUUAUGAGUUUAACCAAACUCAGUACUAGGUUCAAUAAUACUAACAACAAAAUUCAACAAAUAAUAAGUUCUUUCUGUUCGAGUCUACACGUUGAAUUGCAACAAAGAGGUGUUGAAUAUUCGCAACUUUUCGGUAAAUAUUCUCAUUUAAGGCCGGCUUUGUUGGAAAGAAUGCCUCCCAUGGAGCUUACCAGGUCUCAGUCAGCAAAUCAAACCAAUGGAGAUGCUAGCGAUUCGGAACCAAGAUCAAACGAAGACAGUCCUCAGCAUACAGUGAAUAGUGAAUCUAAUACAUUAUUGGAUCUGUUGGGAGGGAUAGAUAGUUCGACAGAUUUGGACGUAAUCAAAAUGAAUUCGCAACCAGUAGCGCCACCUAUUUCGAACGCAAACAAUCAAGAUCUGUUGGAUUUGUUGGGGCUUGGUCCGAUUUCGAGUACGCCGACGACAGAUGCGGGCGGAAAUAAUUUGGGAUUAAUUAUGGAGAAUAAUAAUAGCAACAUUUUAAUUAAUAAUCAGAAUUCUAAUUUCCUAUCGGGAGAUCUAUUUGGUGAUAGUAAUACAAGUAAAGAAAGGAACGUGCCUACAUUAACUGCCUAUGAUAAAGAUGGAUUAAAAAUAGUAUUUUCAUUAGAUAAAACAGCCGAUAGUACGUUAUCUGUAACUGUCAAUACAACAAACUAUACCUUAUCAACUAUGACUGAUUAUAUAUUCCAAGUAGCUGUUCCUAGGACAUUCCAGUUACAAAUGUUGUCACCGUCAGGAACGGUUUUAGAGCCUAAUGGUCAUGUUACUCAAGAUUUAAGAGUAACAAAUCCUAGUAGGAAUACUCUGAGAAUGAAAGUGAGACUGUCUUAUCUAAUUGACGGCAAUCCUGUUCAGGAUCAGAUAGAAGUUAACAAUUUUCCAGCGGACAUUUGGGAUUGACGGAGAAAAUACGGAUAAAGGCAAUCGUCCCACGUCUUGUUGAAUAUUUAUAUUUAUAUUAAAUUUUUAAGUCUAUUUUUAUUAUAGACUUGUAUGCAGGGUAAAUCAAUAACAUAUCAGAAUUUAGUUUUAAUAUAGUCUACAAUCAUUUCACCCCAUAACCCCAUUUUAAUCUUAGCAAAGGACCUUUGUAUAGAUCAGACGACAUCUUCCCAGCCACCUCAGACGCGCCCCCUUUUCUCAGCUCGGUAUUCCUUCAGAUCCUCCACGAACCGUUCCCAGCAGUUCAAAAUCCGCUAACUUGUCGUCCUCAUAGUCCGUGUCUCGUAUCCGUAUGUGACUACGGGUCUUGUGGGCUUUGUGAGAGCCCUCUAAACUUGAGCGCUUCCUGGACUACCUAGAAGCAUCUGUUCUCCGCAGCAACACUUACCUUGAUCUUUGUUACACACAACCAAAACGGAACUUCUACUGUCAAAAAUAAUAUGUUAUUUAUACAAAGUUAAAAACAGUAGACAAAACGCUGCCGAAUCACCUGCAGUGUUGCCAAUUUUAUUUUUAUCUUGAUUUUGUUUAAAAUAAGGUUGGAGUACCAAAGUAUUUAUGUGGUGGAUUGGGACACCAUGUUCUCUUCCAUUCCAUUUUCACACCUUUUCAGUUUUUGGAAGUUAAUUUCAUUUCCUCCAUAGUUUUGUUUUUUUUCUACCCUAUAGUCAUUUCUAGGUCUUCACCUCCAUUAGUUUCCUGGUCAUUCUCUGUGUUGCUUUCAAAAGGUACCCUCAGGUCUAUAUUUAAUGGAUGUACUUCUACAUCUCAAUUUUUUUUUGGUCUAGAAAAACAAGAAUUGAAAAAAUUCUGAUAUUAUUGGUUUAUCCUGUAUAAAUCUGAAAAUAACAAGAUUUUCUAUGAUUCUAGAUUUAAUUAUAUUUAGUGAGACAAACACUUUGUAAAUAGUUUUAACAGUUGAGUACUUAACGUUCGAUUUAAAUCAAUUCCGAUUUUUUAAUUAAUCUAAAUCUCAUUUGAUUUUAAAUUCUGAUCAAUCUGAGUUAGUGCCUCUAUUUUGUAGAUUGUGAUGAGUAUAGUAUUUUUAGCAUUAAAACUUAUAGAGGGCGUUAAGGCGGAAGGAAAUAAGGACCAAGUCCUCUCGUGAAAAAGAAUCGCAUUCUAUAUAAAUCCAAGUUUAUUAAUUUUUAUGAUAAUUUUGCUCGUUAUUUGUACAGAAUUUGUAUGAUUUUGACCAUCUUCAACAUAAGAAAAAUGCAUAAUUUCCAAUAAUUAGACAUAUCUCAUUUGUAAUAUUAACACAAGUGGACUAAGAAAUUCCUAGGCUUGCGCAGAAAAUUUUUUGAAUAGAAUUUAUUAUUCGAUAUAGUAUCCUCUUCAUUGGUGCAAAAUAUCUGUCCAAUAAGCAUCCUCUUGAGAGGUUUAAGAACAGAUGCAGAGGAUACAGUUAACGACGAAGCAAUUUGAAACCUAAUUCGUGCAACCGGGGCAGUUUUUCGUGAUUUUUUUUAUGGUUUUGAGUAGCUUCAUCACUUGCACUACACACCAUAUUUUAUUUAUUGAUGAUUUAAUAACUCCAAACAUUGCAUCAUCAAUUCGUUGUUAUCCGUGGUCGAUUGUGAGCUCGUGUUGAUUUCAUCUCGUUUUCCCACUUAUUGAAAUUGGUUUAACCAUUUCAAGGAUGUCUUCAUCUUCUGAUGAUGAAAAUCAAAAUUUCUGGCCAAGGGACCCUCGAAACUAUAGAAUACGAUUUGUUCAUCUGACACGUUGGAGUAAAAAGGAAUUUAGAGUAAGAUUUCGUCUUUGAUUGGAUUAGAUGAGCUAGAUAGUGAAUCUAACUCGCUAACACUUUGAUCUACUGUGUAUCCUGGAACAGUCAAGCAGCAAUGACUUUGUAAAGUGUUUGUCUGGACUUUAAAAAGCUUCAAUGUAAGUACCUUAGUCUUCGAUUAUGGAUUGCCUCGUACUCACAAAGGGGGUGUUCGGUGGUUUCAUUUAAUUCCUUACUAAAACGACAAAAGUUGUCUAUGGACAUCUUCACUAGCAAGAAGUGUUUGAUGGUUUCCUCGGGCUCCUUGCAGAAACGACAAAAACUGUUGGAAGUUUUUCCGAUGUUCUUCAUAUGGUAGUGUCCAGUAAGCAUACCAAUACUCUUCUUACUUCGUCUUUGUUCAAUGAAAGUGCCUUUUGAGACCAAUUUGUGAAAUAGGAAACAAAAUUUUUUGAUUGUUUCCGAUCUAGGGUCACGUUUCUUAUUUCUUCUCGUUUUUCCAGUUCUUUAUAACCAUGACUUGAUGGCUUUUUGGGAAACCUAUGAAAGUUACUGUAAUCCGAUCUGGCCAGGUACCCACAUAAGAGUAACUUUAUUGUUGGUUCCCGUUGAGUUAAAAAAUUCGAUGCAGUCUCAUACUAGCUUUGAUCAAUUUUAUUAUCGAGCUAAACUUAGGUUUUAACAGUAUUAACAUAACAAAAACUAAUUUUACAAACCACUAAAAGUUGUUUCACUUCAAAAUGCUGUAACUCACAAACUAAUAGUCAGCCUAAGAAUUUUUUUAACCCACCUUUUAAUUUAUUCGUUAUUUUAAGCAAAUUAGAUCCAAAUUUAUAAAGCUUAAUUUUAUUUCUUUUAAGUUAAUCGAUUAGCCAGAAACUGUUAUAAUUAUCAUAUUUUGAUUUACUAAAGAUUUCACUUUUUCCUUCUUACCCACGACCAUUUAUACGGGGUCUAUAAAUUAUUAUUGGUAGCUUUUGCUAUACAAACAUUAUUUAUUAAUUUGGUGGAUGAGAUUUAUGUUAUAAUACAGUUACAUUUUCACUUUUCUGAAUAUUCCUUUAUAGCAUGGGUGGGCAAAUACUUUUAAGCGCGGGCCAUAAUGAAAUUUUUAAAAUGUCUCCCGGGCCGGAGGAUUAUAUCGCGUACACGCGAAUGUUUUAGAUGAAGUUUUUAUUCCUUUCAAAUAUAUGUUUAUGACAAAAACACUAUAAGUAUCAUUUUAAAGUAUUUGGACAGAAAAAUUUGGCUAAUAAGAAUUAUCCACUUUUUAAAUUUAUUAUUAAUUAUAAUACAUCGAAAAAGUGGACAAUUUAUUAUUACUAUUAUAUCUAUUAAUAUUGUUGAAUAAUAAUUUAUUAUAUUUGCAAAAUCAAGAUUAGUCUUAAAAUUAGUAUGCGAUAAGUGCUAAAUCAAAAUAAACUCCUGCUACGAGUGCACGUUCAAUUCUAUGUAUUAAGCCAACCACCUUUGCGAAAUUAUUUUUGAUUCUAUUAAAAUCGCUUAUAAGUUAAGGCCGGAUUCCGCCCGAGGGCUUGUUUUUUUGUCAACCCCUGCUUUAUACCCUGGUAUAUAUUAUUCGGUCUUUAUUUAAGGCUUGAUUUAUUAUACCGUGUUAUUUGCGUCCAUAAUAUUAAUUAGGCCAAUAAAUUGUAAAUAUUAUUACAAA